AUGGCGAAGCCUUAUUCUUCGUCUGGCCGAACAAACCUCGCUUCAUGUGCCGUCGCCACCAUCUUCAUCGUCUUCGUUAUCAUCGCCGCCGUUACCGUUUACCUCACCGUGUUCAGACCUAGAGAUCCGGAGAUCUCCGUCACUAACGUCAAGGUCCCGUCGUUCUCCGUCGCUAAUAGCUCCGUCAGCUUCACCUUCUCCCAAUUCUCCGCCGUAAGAAACCCGAACCGCGCAGCUUUCUCUCACUACAACAACAAAAUCCAGCUCUUCUACUACGGGAACCGGAUCGGUUUCAUUUUCAUACCAGCUGGUGAGAUCGAAUCGGGUCGAACCAAGCGUAUGUCGGCUACUUUCUCUGUGCAGUCGUUUCCUCUCGCGCCUUCUGCCUCUCGAAUCUCCGCCGUCGAUUUCGGAGCCGGGUUAGCGGAAGUGGAUAAGCGGGGCGGGUCGACAGUGGAAAUAGAGUCGAAGCUGGAGAUGGCGGGUCGGGUUCGGGUUCUUGGUCUGUUCACACACGGAAUCGCAGGAAAAUCAAAUUGCAGGAUCGCGAUUUCCACGAUUGAUGGGUCGAUCGUAGCCGUCCGUUGUUGA
Messenger RNA from Thlaspi arvense, 591 nucleotides. The record is from the annotation of a GenBank genome assembly. NCBI's taxonomy places the organism in Eukaryota, Viridiplantae, Streptophyta, Magnoliopsida, Brassicales, Brassicaceae.